This is a messenger RNA of Morus notabilis, 983 nucleotides long. Its product is annotated as serine/arginine-rich SC35-like splicing factor SCL33. NCBI's taxonomy places the organism in Eukaryota, Viridiplantae, Streptophyta, Magnoliopsida, Rosales, Moraceae. Gene Ontology annotation, cellular component: nuclear speck; cytoplasm. The transcript has 6 exons. Bases 60 to 779 code for a protein of 239 amino acids. Gene Ontology annotation, molecular function: RNA binding. The record is from RefSeq and is a predicted model, not a curated record. Gene Ontology annotation, biological process: mRNA splicing, via spliceosome.
CGCCACUACCCAACCCUCUCUCUUUCGCUUCAGCCUUCAGAAAUAAAAAGCUUUCUAAUAUGAGGAGGAGGAGUUACAGUCCAUCACCCCCAAGGGGAGGUUAUGACCGGAGAGGACGAAGCCCAAGUCCUAGGGGCCGCCAUGGAGGUCGUGGUAGAGAUCUUCCUACUAGUCUUCUAGUUCGCAAUCUUCGCCACGACUGUAGGCAAGAUGAUCUUCGAAGGCCAUUUGGACAGUUUGGUCCUCUUAAGGACAUUUAUUUGCCAAAAGAUUAUUAUACUGGGGAACCGCGUGGAUUUGGCUUUGUCCAAUAUGUUGAUCCUACUGAUGCCGCAGAGGCUAAAUAUCAUAUGGACGGACAGGUUCUUCUCAGUCGUGAGGUAACCGUUGUGUUUGCAGAGGAGAACAGGAAGAAGCCAUCUGAUAUGAGACAACGGGAGCGAGGGAGGGGUCGCUAUCGGGAUCGGAGACGGUCUCCUCCUCGAUAUUCCAGAUCCCCACCUCCACGUCAGGCAAGGUCUCGCUCCCGUAGCGGAGAGUAUUAUUCCCCACCCAAACAAAGAAAUUACUCGAGAUCUGUGUCACCGCAGGAGAGAAGGUAUAGCCGUGAGAGGUCAUACUCACAAUCUCCACGCUACAAUGGCUCAAGGAGCCGUAGUCAGAGCCCAGUCAGGGGUCCAAGCCGAAGCAGAAGCCAGAGCCCAAAGCGACGAAGUGUCGGCCGAAGUCCCAAUAACUACCGUGAGGAACCCAAUGGAGCUAGGUCUCCAACUCCUUGAACUGGGGGUACAGAACUGUCUCUAAGCUAGAGGAUAGUGACUUGUUCCGCUAUGUUUGCUUUCAGAGAGAUUUCAAAAUCUAGUUUGUUUUAAUGUUUGUUAGCUCUGUUGGAUGAGAUUUAAUCGGAGUCUUUCUAGUUCUGUUGAGACAACUUUGUGGUGGGAGAUUAUUAUAUCUAAUGUUGGAAAACAUAUUUGAUUCUA